Caenorhabditis bovis is the source of this 981-nucleotide messenger RNA. NCBI's taxonomy places the organism in Eukaryota, Metazoa, Nematoda, Chromadorea, Rhabditida, Rhabditidae. The record is from the annotation of a GenBank genome assembly.
AUGAUAUGUAAGAUUGCAUCAUUUCCACAGCGUCGCUCGCAUAUUUGGGACCAAUUGUUCGACUUCCAAUCAAAUCGACAUCAUAGCACUACUAGGCGAAUCCCCCCAAGAAUUGUUUGCGAUUCGACAGGCUCCACUGUCGACGUUUCCAAUUGUCGUCGGAGCAUUGAAGUUGAAACCACGAUCACUGAAACCAUCGAUAUUAAUCGUGGCAAUUCACCACCGCCAAAGCCGCCAAUGGUCCGUUCCAUUUACACCAUAGCCAAUCGAGAACGUGAUCCGUACCCUGAACGGGAAAGGAGCACAGUCGCCUCGCUGGCGGAGCGAAGUUUUGUGACCAACACGGACCGAGAGAACGCCGAUCCACCAGAUCAUUUGGGUUUUUGGUCUUGGGAAAAACCAGCCGAGAAUCAAUACGAUAGGAGGAAGGCUGAGAUAGCGUUCGCCGAAUACGCUAAACGCCAGAAGGAGAAGAUGAGAGAGCGGAAGAAGCAUCAAGAGGAGAUGAUUCGAGUGAGCAAUCGGCGUCAGAAAAGUUUGAAUCAGCGAAAAUCGAAAAAUUGCCCGAGAAAAGAGGAUGGCAGAAAGUUGAUCAAAUGCGAUAAAAUGCCCAAAAAUGAUUCUGUCGAAAUUCGCAACAAGAGAAAUGACGAGGUUAAGAUUGACAGAAUCAAUUACACAAAUGACAAGCUGAAUGAUUUUUGCGAUGCCGCGAAGCCGGCGUUCUAUGGGACCAUUGAAGCGGAGCGAGCCGCCGCGCGAGCCGCCGAGCACAUCUCGAACGCAUGUGUGAGCUUGAAGAAGUUGAAUUUUGUGGCCGACCGCGUUUAUCCCGAAUCUCAACAGCAUUUGGAGAAAUUGACCAAAAUCAGCGAUGAGCUUAAGGAUUUUAAUGCGCAGUUGAAGCUCAACAAGGCUAAAGUGCCCAAGAAUAUGAAUCAGAAGGGUAACAAUGUGGCCCAUUUUGUAAUCGAUAGCUGA